This is a messenger RNA of Brassica napus (rape), 2075 nucleotides long. RefSeq names its product spermidine coumaroyl-CoA acyltransferase-like. Bases 1703 to 2032 code for a protein of 109 amino acids. The transcript has 2 exons. Lineage: Eukaryota; Viridiplantae; Streptophyta; Magnoliopsida; Brassicales; Brassicaceae. The record is from RefSeq and is a predicted model, not a curated record.
CAUUUCAAUUUGCAUGCCUUAUGGUGCAGGUAUAUCCAACACCUCAUCUUAUAUGAUAAGAUCAGUAACAUGCAUGGAGUUGACACAGAGGCCCGGCCCUGCGCUAAAGCAUAUAAAACAACGGUUUUAGGCGUCAAGAUAUAUAUAAUUAUUUGGGGCAACAAGUGCAAAUGUUUCCUUCAGUGCAGUGGUUUUUCAAUUGUUUUUUUUAACCUGUAAAGGCAGGUUCGAACCUGAAUUCAACCAUAUUCCCCUUCAUUUUUCCCUUUCGCUAAUGGCAAUAACUAAAAAUAAGACUUAAUCAGUAAAGAUUUUGAUUACUCUUUCUAAUAACUUUAAUUUCCUUAUAAAUAAUAGGAACUAUAGUAAACGACAUUAACUUUCUUCCCACAGAAUAAAAUUAUACAUGUUAUAAAAAUAAAUAAGGAAACUAAAUAAAAGUAAUUAUUUUCUUUACCUUAGCAAUUGACACUUAUCUCCUCACUUCUCCGCAUUGUUUUUUUCAUUAUUUUCUGUCAAUUUUUACUACAAAGGUUGUAUUUUUUUUAUUCUCCUUUUCUAAUCGCAUAUGAGUUUCAUUUUCAUUCUCCUCUAUUUUUUUCUUUUUAUAAUUUUUCUGAAUCUCAGAAUAUGAAUUUAGCAUUGCUGAGAGACUAUAAAAACUUAAUAAAAUUUUACCAACGAGAAUUGAUGCUGCUAUAGUUGUUGUCUAAUUGUUUUUUUUUUGUUAAGAUACGUAUAUAUUAUUCUAUUCUCCAAUUUAUAUUCUUCUUUUAAUAUUUAUUGUUGUAGGAUUAUGAAUGUAAUUUAAUUUAUAGUGAUAAACAUGUAGAUUUUUUUGCUUUUUAAAAUACUUAAGAGUAAACAAAAAAAAAUUAUAAUUAUGAGGCAAUAUUUUUCUUGUUCCGCUUUGGACACCACAUCAAUCUGGACCGGCACUGUUGACACAUUUCAAUUUGCAUGCCUUAUGGUGCACGUAUAUCCAACACCUCAUUUUAUAUUGUAAGAUUUGUGUACUUUAACUAGACGGCAUCUAGAAUGAAAGACACGAUUUUUUUUUUCGUCAUUCAUUUUUUUUUGUCAUUAAUAAAAUUAAUAGUACAGUAUUACUCACGAGUUUAUAUUUUGUGAUUAGAGUCUUCUAUUUAAUUAAUUGUGUUACAUUUAUGUUAAAAUAAUCCAAUUUUAGAAAGUGUUUAUCUUUGUCAGAACUUGAUUAUUUGCAACUAUCCAUUUAAACCCAAAAAAAACAUUUUGCUCUGAUUCAAUAGACAUUUGGGGUAUAGUAUAAGAAAAGAAAAUUUCAUCUAUGUGCAUAUAUAAUGAUCCACAGGUUACAGAAAUAAUAAGCAUUAAAGCUUGAAAUAAAAAAAAUGCUUAAAGAUACUUUAGCUAAGGAAAGCGAAACCCCAAAGGAGAGUUUCACUAUUAUGAAAUUCUAAGUGCUUGCAUAUGGAAAUCAAGAUCUCGAGCCCUAAACCUAGACCUUGACAAGAUCACUGCCCUUUGCAUAGCUGUGGGAAUCUGACAUGUUCUUGAUCCGCCACUACCAGAGGGCUAUGGCAACUCAAUUAUAGACGUGUACAUCGAGUUAACCACGAGAGAGCUCUAUGAAUCAUCAAUCUUUGACAUUGCCAAACUCGUGAACAAAGCCAAGAAAAAAGCUUAUGACAAGAGCUAUGUCGAGGAGGUGCUAAGAAACAUGGAGAGAAUGAUCAAGGAGGAUGUGAAAUUCGACAAGGUAAUUCAUAGACUAUUAUUCAUGACCGAUAUGAGAAACCUCGCGGUGUUUAGAUCGAUGGAUUUUGGUUGGAAAGAGCCUGUGAAUAUAAGGGAUCUUAUGUUUCAAGAAAACGCCAAGAACAUGGGGAUGAUAUUAGGAGCAUUGAAGCUGGAUCCAGCAAUGGAAGGUGGGGUUAGAGUGGUAAUGACUUUGCCGAGAGAUGCAAUGGAAUUUGCAUACUUGGUGAGUGAAGAGAAGACAAUCCGAAGAACAAGCAAAUACAGUUUGGUUUGGAUAAAAAAGUUUUAGAACAAAGGGAACCGCACGUCGAGAGCGACAAUAAUAGCAACGU